This is a messenger RNA of Globicephala melas (long-finned pilot whale), 1928 nucleotides long. Its product is annotated as histidine--tRNA ligase, mitochondrial. The record is from RefSeq and is a predicted model, not a curated record. Gene Ontology annotation, cellular component: cytoplasm; cytosol; mitochondrion. Lineage: Eukaryota; Metazoa; Chordata; Mammalia; Artiodactyla; Delphinidae. Gene Ontology annotation, biological process: histidyl-tRNA aminoacylation. Gene Ontology annotation, molecular function: ATP binding; identical protein binding; histidine-tRNA ligase activity.
CGGCUCCUACCGGAAGUGCGGGAACUGGGCGGGAGCCUGAGAGGGCUGGAGCAACCCUCCGGAAUUCAGGAGGUGUAGAAACGCUCACCUCUUCUAUGGUGCUCCGGCUUCGCCUCUACAGCGCCCUAUACCCUUCCUGGGGUCCUAUCUGCCUCUUUCCUAGGUCCUUUGCCUCGUGUUCCGGAAAUCCUGCCUCCUGCUGCACGAUGCCCCAGCUCGGACUCCUACAUGGGAGGGCCUGGGCUGUGCUGUUUGGCCAGCUCCGGCGACCGCCCGGUGCUGUAUGCAUCAGGGCAGUCCAUUCUCAUAGCCAGGUUGCGGAGGCAGCGUUAGCAACCCAACUGAAACCACAUCAAGAGAAAUCAAAUUUUAUUAUCAAGACCCCAAAGGGCACCAGAGAUCUUAGUCCCGAGCAGAUGGUCCUGAGGGAGAAAAUUCUUGAUAUGGUUGUUAGCUGCUUUAAACGUCAUGGAGCAAAGGGGUUGGAUACCCCGGCAUUUGAGCUAAAGGAAAUGCUUACUGAGAAGUAUGGAGAGGACUCUGGGCUCGUCUAUGAUCUGAAGGAUCAGGGUGGAGAGCUAUUGUCCUUGCGCUAUGACCUUACUGUCCCUUUUGCUCGUUAUCUGGCCAUGAAUAAAGUGAAGAAGAUGAAACGCUAUCAUGUUGGAAAGGUGUGGCGUCGGGAGAGCCCAACCAUAGCCCAAGGCCGCUACAGGGAGUUCUGCCAGUGUGACUUUGACAUUGCUGGUCAGUUUGACCCUAUGAUCCCUGAUGCAGAGUGUUUGAAGAUCAUGUGUGAAAUCCUUAGUGGGUUGCAGCUGGGGGAUUUUCUCAUUAAGGUCAAUGACCGGCGGAUUUUGGAUGGGAUAUUUGCCGUCUGUGGUGUUCCUGAAAGCAAGUUCCAUGCCAUCUGCUCCUCGGUAGACAAACUAGACAAGAUGUCUUGGAAAGAUGUGAGACAUGAGAUGGUGGCAAAGAAAGGCCUGGCUGCUGAAGUAGCUGAUCGAAUUUGGGAUUACGUCCAAUGUCAUGGAGGGGUGUCCUUGGUGAAACAAAUGUUCCAGGAUCCCAGACUAUCCCAGAACAAGCAGGCCCUAGAGGGCUUGGGAGACCUGAAGCUGCUAUUUGAAUAUCUGACUUUAUUUGGAAUUGCUGAAAAGAUCUCCUUUGACCUGAGCCUGGCUCGGGGCCUGGACUACUAUACAGGAGUGAUCUAUGAAGCGGUGCUGCUACAGACCCCAGCUCAUGCUGAGGAGGAGCCACUGAAUGUGGGCAGUGUGGCUGCUGGUGGGCGCUAUGAUGGGCUGGUGGGCAUGUUUGACCCCAAAGGCCACAACGUGCCAUGUGUGGGGCUCAGCAUUGGGGUGGAGCGGAUCUUCUCCAUUGUGGAGCAGAGGAUGAAGACUUUUGGUGAGAAGAUACGGACCACAGAGACCCAAGUGUUUGUGGCCACACCACAGAAGAACUUUCUCCAAGAACGGCUGAAGCUAAUUGCAGAGCUUUGGGAUGCUGGGAUCAAGGCAGAGCUGAUGUAUAAGAACAACCCUAAACUACUAACUCAACUGCACUACUGUGAGAACACGGGCAUCCCACUGGUGGUCAUUAUUGGUGAGCAAGAACUGAAGGAAGGGGUCAUCAAGCUCCGUUCAGUGGCCAACAGGGAGGAGGUGGCCAUUACACGGGAAAAUCUUGUGGCUGAAAUUCAGAAGCGACUGUCUGAGUCUUGAUCCUUGCCUGAAUGCCAUCUGCUGCUCUUUGUAGAAAAGGUUUCAUCUAGGACUGACUUCCUGAGGGACUUCAUAACUGCUGGCCAGGAUGGGUGACAAGUGCCUCUGCAUCCUUCAUCCUUCCUGGGUGCAGAACUGUAGAAGGCCCUGAGGACUCCUGGGCUAGUGUGAGCAGCUAUUCUGCAUGGGCGCAGAUGGCUG